Messenger RNA from Penicillium salamii, 1626 nucleotides. NCBI's taxonomy places the organism in Eukaryota, Fungi, Ascomycota, Eurotiomycetes, Eurotiales, Aspergillaceae. The record is from the annotation of a GenBank genome assembly.
AUGUGGACAGACAUCGCAGCGCGCAAGCGACACCUGAGAGACCAACUCAUUGCCCCAUACCAGGACAAUGUCGAUCGUCCACCCCAGGUCCAAAAUGUCCAUGAACGCAGCCAAAUCGAAUCAGAACCCCAAGUGCAGAAGAUCACGGAUAUCGACAAUGUGGCCUCCCUACUCAAACAGAUUGAGAAAGGGGAAUGGAGUGCGGAAGAUGUGACCCGGGCUUAUAUUAAACGAUCGGUGGUGGCACAACAGCUGACCAAUUGUCUGACAGAGAUCUUGUUCGAAGACGCGCUACAGCAAGCGCGACAGCUAGACCUCGAGUUUAAAGAGACCGGUGCGCUCAAAGGUCCUCUACAUGGUAUCCCCGUCACACUGAAAGACCAAUUCAAUGUCAAGGGCGUCGACACCACGCUCGGCUAUGUGGGGAGAUCGUUUGCACCAGCCACGGAAGACGCGGUCCUGGUGCAGAUGUUGAAGAGCAUGGGCGCCAUCGUCAUCGCCAAGACGAACAUCCCCCAGAGUAUUAUGUGGGCCGAGACUGAGAACCCCCUCUGGGGACUCACCACGAACCCUCGGAACCCGGACUUCUCACCGGGAGGGUCAACAGGGGGCGAAGGGGCCUUACUGGCCCUGCAUGGCUCCCUGAUGGGAUUUGGAACGGAUAUCGGAGGGAGUGUCAGAAUUCCGUCCAGUACCCUGGGAUUAUAUGGGUUCAAGCCAAGUAGUGCCCGACUCCCUUACCAGGGGGUACCUGUCUCUACAGAGGGCCAGGAACAUGUCCCCUCGUCCAUUGGACCCAUGGCCCGAGAUCUUUCCUCGAUCUGCUACGUGAGUCGGCUCAUCGCGAACAGCCAGCCGUGGAAUCAUGACCCGAAAUGUGUUCCUCUCGCUUGGAAUGAAGAUGCAUUCCAAGAGAUCCAAGAGAGGAAGAUGGUCAUUGGUCUGAUCCUGGACGAUGGCAUGGUCAAAGUCCACCCGCCCAUUGCACGUGCGCUCAAAGAGCUAUCCGCUCUGCUGGAAGCGAAUGGCCAUGAAGUGGUGAUUUGGGAUACCGCACUGCAUGCAUCGUGCAUUGAGAUUAUGGAUUUGUUCUACUCGGUCGAUGGAUGCGAAGAUAUCAGACGAGAUAUCGAGGCCGGUGGGGAGCCGAUGAUUCCCCAUGUCGAAAUGCUAGUCAAUCGUGGCAAAGCGAUCUCGGUAUACGAGUAUUGGCAGUUGAACAAGCGGAAGAUUGCCGCGCAGAAGCGGUACCUGGACCAGUGGAAUGGGGUCCGCUCAAAGUCUGGUCAACCCGUCGAUGUUUUGCUGAGUCCGACUUUGCCUCAUACAACGGUGCCGCACCGGAAGAUGAAAUGGGUGGGAUAUACCAAGAUUUGGAAUCUGCUGGACUACCCUGCCGUGACCUUCCCAGUGGAUCGAGUCCGGGCAGACGAUGUGUUGCCGGAGUAUGUCCCUAGAAACACCCUCGAUGAGUGGAAUUGGAACCUGUAUGAUGCAAAGCAAGUGGAGGGUUAUCCGGUGAACCUGCAAGUGAUCGGGAAGAAACUACACGAAGAGAAGGCUCUUGGGGCUGCUACAGUGAUCGAGAACCUUUGGAAAGCCCACAGAAGCUCCAGUAGCGAUUAG